Messenger RNA from Erigeron canadensis, 2793 nucleotides. RefSeq lists its product as uncharacterized. Bases 1 to 2793 code for a protein of 930 amino acids. Gene Ontology annotation, cellular component: intracellular membrane-bounded organelle. The transcript has a single exon. NCBI's taxonomy places the organism in Eukaryota, Viridiplantae, Streptophyta, Magnoliopsida, Asterales, Asteraceae. The record is from RefSeq and is a predicted model, not a curated record.
AUGAGAAUCCAAGCUCUAAGUGUUUGGGCCACCCUGCUAAAGUUGCUUGCUUUCGGUUAUGCAGUGUCUUAUGAUGACUUUGCAUUCCCUAAUGACCAAUCGCUGCUUCAUAACUACAGUCGUUCAAACGAAAUAGAAAAACAUUGCACCACUUAUAUAUCAUUGGCUUCUGAGUUAAAACCCGAUGAUGAUAAUAGUAAUAGGGUUUCUAUGCUUAAAAAUGAACUUUCUUUCUUUAAUGGAGAUUGGGAGCAGGAUUCUCACGGGGCAACUUUGAUGCCCUUUGAUGAUAGCGAUAUGCCACAUUCCCCGUCAUCCUUCAUCUCCCCAUUGAAAAUUGUGAGCUUUGAGGUUCAAAAUGUUAGUUCGAGUGCACCUAACCAGCCCAUGAACACUGUAAGCAUCAGCGGCGUUCUCUCUAUUGGUAUAACCAGAAAUAGCACGGUAAUUUCUGAACCAGGCUUGAAGUUUCACAAGACUCCUGGUAUGUCUGCUCUUAGAGUUGACUUUGAAGGUGUUUAUCUUGAAACAGAAGGUAAUGGAGGUGAUCGUCUAAUUUGUUUAUUGGGAAAUUCGACCUUUCCAUUUAAGAAAGUUUCAACCCGAUUCUCAGAUGAAUAUAUGACAUCAUAUAUCUCUGAUAUAGACACAACAUACAAUGAAGAGCCUGUCAUCUUGCACCCAAAUGACCAGAUAUUGCUUGUUCUCAAAUACCCAAAAAACGUCUCUGUAUCCACUAGCCGAAUCCAUGGAGAAAUGACGAGUUUGAACAAAAAGGAAGAUUUUGAGUACUUUGAUAAGGUUUGCAUUACUUCACAGUUAGGUAUCCUUCCAGAAUCCUAUACUAGUAGUUCUGAUGAGCUCAACUUGGAAUUCGAUCAAAAUCCACUCGAAGAUGCAAUUUUAGAAGAUCGUGUCAACAAAUUUAACAACUCAGAGUUGUGUAGGAUUCUCAAGUAUUUUGAACUCCAGGCGUAUAGAGUUAUGCCAAAUCUGAAACUUGGUGGUCAAAAUGGGUUCCAGGACACAGUUGGCCCGUUUCUUCUCAGGAACGAGAUUAAGCUUGUUGAUAGGAACAACGAGAAUCUUAGAGUUAUCUUUCACAAAAUCAUAUGCAAGAAACAGAUGGUCUCUGGGGUGUUAAGACUGUACCCUGCAAAUAUAGAACCACAUGUGGCAGCACGUAGAACGGGUCUAUCUACAUUGACUCUAUCAGUUAGAGGAACAUGGAGUUCCUCUACUGGAAUCCUCUCUAUGACAGGAUGUCUUGGUCCAGAUCUCGUGAAAUGUGACACGGGGGUAAUACUUUACCUUCCCAAGUUUUUCUCAAGCAAGCAAAGAAGUGUAGUUUCUGGAUGCAUAUUUAGUUUGAAAAAUGAAGCAAAAGCAUUUCACCCAGUGUUCAUUGGACUCGAGAUGCUUUCCCCUGGAUUAUUUAAUGGUGGUUCGUAUCGUAGUGAUUAUCUUUCGUACAACUACUCAAAGAGUGGUUUGGCCAUCGAGUUUAAAGAAAGAAUUCAAGAACCUCGUUUGAUAACUUACAUCAGAGGAUUGUUUUUAAGUUAUCCUGUCCUUGGGGAAGAAAAAGAUGAAACCUUUAAUAUAUCAAAUCGCCUCUCAGAUGAUCUAAAGAUUGACACUUUUUCAAGCCCAGAAACUUUUGUUAGAAUAGAAGUUCUAUCAUCAGGCCCCUUAUUCAGAACAAAUGACAGCCUUUUCUAUGAAGUUUCUAACCAUGAAGUACUCAAUAUAUCACUGAAUCUCCAGUUGAUAGAAAAUCCGUAUAAACAGCAUGAAGCUUCCUACCGACACGUCUCAAAGUUAUAUCUUGAGGGUGUAUAUGAUCAGCGCGUAGGUAAGCUUUAUCUAAUUGGCUGCAGGAAAGUAGACUAUGAUCAUGUGGAUCUUGAAAGAGGACUAGAUUGUAAGAUUGAAGUUACCAUCCAGUACUCUGCUGUAAACACAAGAUGGUUGAUUAAUCCAACUGCAAAAAUCACCAUUUUUAGCCAAAGAAACGAUACUGACAUUUACCAGUUCAAGACAGUACAAUUGCAUACCUUCAUGAUUCAUGACAAACAUCAUGAACAAAAUGUCAUCUUUCGUAAAAUCUUAGAAGGGUAUUUUCGGGUUGUUAUUGUUAUGGUCUACAUUGCCCACAUAUUGAACCAAAUGAAGCACAUGAAGAAAUCAAGUGAGUCAGUUCCUUAUAUAUCUCUUCUCAUGUUAGCCUUGUGGAUAAUUGGAUAUGGAAUUACCUUGAUUUAUAGCAAAGAAGUUAUAAUCAAGUCAUCAGAAUCUCAGCAUUACAUGAACCGGCCUUAUGAUCAUCAAAGCUACAAACGAUAUCUAGACAUACUUGAUUAUCUUGCAAGAUUUCUAAUUCUUGUUACUAUGAUCCUCAUGGCCAGGAUCGGUCAAACAGUGUUGAAAUCUAGGAAAGUACUUAGUGAAAGAGGUGAACCGAGUCCAAGUGAGAAGAAGGUCAUUCUGGUUUGUUUUAUCAUCUACGUGUGUUAUUUUCUCCUCACGCUGAUUCCAAAUGGUAUCUCUGUCUAUCUAGGCGAAGUUACCUACACGAAAGAUGUUUAUUUGAGAUUGGUAAUGCAGGUAUUUUGGCUAACAGUUCAUGAUAUUCAAGAUUUCUUCUUGGUAGCCCAAAUAAUCGCGUUUCGUAUAUGGAAGCCUAGUCUUACUGGUCCUUUAUUUAGGAUUUCUGCCAUCCGCAUAGGGAUACUGAUGUUAAUUCGGUUUGUGUAUGAAGUUGUUAGAGAUCCAGUUACUUAUCCUGCUUGA